AUGUACGUGGACGGGCUGCGCCUGGACGACAUCCGGGGUCAGGUCGACGCCAGCCCCUUCUACGUCUACUCCCAGGCCAAGAUCCGGGCCAACCACGCGGCCUAUGCCGCGGCGCUGGAGGGCCUGCCCUCCCUCAUCGGCUACGCCAUCAAGGCCAACAACAACCUGAAGAUCGUUGAGCUGCUGCGCGAGCUGGGCUCCGGUGCGGUGCUGGUCUCCGGCAACGAGCUGCGCCUAGCCCGCGCCGCCGGCUUUGACGUGGCCCGUACCAUCUUCAACGGCAAUGGCAAGCUGCCCCGGGACCUGGAGUUUGCGGUGCAGCACGGCGCGCUCAUCAACGUUGACUCCGAGUUCGACCUGGGCAACAUCACGGCAGCGGCGCGGCGCGUGGGCCGCACCGCGCGCGUGCUCAUCCGCAUCAACCCCGACGUCGACCCGGGCGUGCACCCCUACGUCUGCACCUCCAUGUCCGAGUCCAAGUUUGGCAUCCGGAACAGCCACCUCCAGUGGUUCCUGGACGCCAUCAAGGCCGAGCCGGGCGCGCUGGAGCUGGUGGGUGUGCACAGCCAUCUGGGCAGCACCAUCACCAAGGUCAGCAUCUUCCGUGACGCCGCCCUGAUCAUGGUCGACUUUGUGAAGGAGAUGCGGGCCCAAGGCUUCCCCAUCCAGUUCCUCAACAUCGGCGGCGGGCUGGGCAUUGACUACCGUCACGAGGGCGCGGUGCUCCCCACCCCGCGCGAUCUCAUCGACACGGUGCGCGACCUGGUGUCCUCCCUGGGCAUCACCCUGAUCAUCGAGCCCGGGAGGUCCAUGGUGGCCAACUCCGCCGCCUUUGUCAACACCGUCACAGGGGUGAAGACCAACGGCAACAAGAACUUCAUCGUGAUCGAUGGCUCCAUGGCCGAGCUCAUCCGGCCCUCCCUCUACUCCGCCUACCAGCACAUCGAGCUGACCGCCCCACACCACACCCCCAAGGCCGUCUACGACGUGGUGGGUCCGGUGUGCGAGAGCGCCGACUUCCUGGGAAAGGACCGCGAGCUGGCUACGCCCGCGGCGGGGGACGGGCUUGCGGUGCUGGACGCGGGGGCCUACUGCAUGGCCAUGGCCUCCACCUACAACCUGAAAAUGCGGCCGGCGGAGUACUGGGUGGAGGGGGGGGACACCCUGAAGAUGAUCAGGAGGGGGGAGACCCUGGAGGACCACCUGAAGCUGUUCGAGGGCCUCUGA
Molecule: messenger RNA, 1227 nt
Organism: Auxenochlorella protothecoides
Lineage: Eukaryota; Viridiplantae; Chlorophyta; Trebouxiophyceae; Chlorellales; Chlorellaceae
Product: Diaminopimelate decarboxylase 1, chloroplastic
Exons: 3
Coding region: 1-1227 (408 amino acids)
Cellular component (GO): chloroplast
Molecular function (GO): diaminopimelate decarboxylase activity
Source: RefSeq, a predicted model, not a curated record